Messenger RNA from Heterobasidion irregulare TC 32-1, 736 nucleotides. RefSeq lists its product as uncharacterized. The record is from RefSeq and is a predicted model, not a curated record. The transcript is spliced from 5 exons. The coding region runs from base 328 to 555 and encodes 75 amino acids. NCBI's taxonomy places the organism in Eukaryota, Fungi, Basidiomycota, Agaricomycetes, Russulales, Bondarzewiaceae.
GAGUUUAAUAAGAUUAGCUAGCCAUUGUAGGGUGUGGGUGGGUGUCGAUGUCGGGUGGUGCGCGAUCGUUCAAGCAACGACGCAGUAGGAACCGCCGCUAUUCCCGUUAUCAGAAUCGAUGGGGGUCGUGCUGGCAGGCUCGACCUCGACUGGGGUGUUGGUGAAGAAUGCGGUGAUGAAAGAAUCCAUUGCAGUAUGAUUUUCGGUUGCGGAAGAGAGGUGAGGAUGAGGGUGCGGGCGAGGAUGAGGAUGAGGACGGGGUAGCGAUGAGAUAUCGAAAGACAAUUGAGCAGGUGAGGACAGAUGUCGAGCGUGCCUAUAUUACACAUGCGCAAUGGGUGCGGACGGAAUGACCAAGACGGGUCAGCUCAAGUUCUUAUUGUUUUGCACGCAGACGGCCCGUGGUUUAACGGAGCUAAAUAUGUUCGGAGGCGCCGACCGGAUAUGGUAAGAAGGUUCCAGCGUGACUUUGUUCAACUCGAAUCCUGCUUCGAGUUGUUCCAGGACGCUGCGGGUGCCUGGCAUUACCACGGUGGUGCGGAAGCGAAAAGAUAGUCAUGUCGGAUUCCAGAUGCCGUUGUAGGCAUAUUCACGAGCAACAGCUUCUGGUGUAUAUCCCAUCCGAUUGUAGUGAUUCGAAGGCUUGGCCCGGCCCUGACAAGGUGGUCCAUCCAGUUCUACAUCUACGCCGACGUCCAACAGCGGGUGACCGCUUCAAGACACAGUGUCAUAUCUG